Messenger RNA from Porites lobata, 5090 nucleotides. Lineage: Eukaryota; Metazoa; Cnidaria; Anthozoa; Scleractinia; Poritidae. The record is from the annotation of a GenBank genome assembly.
CACCAGCAUAAAAGAAAGAGGAAGAGCAAGAGGAUCAAUGAAGGCAACAAUUUAAGAUGUGAGUAAGCAGUUUCAUAAUGCCUUAAGGGAAAAAACCAUAAAACACCUUUUAUAAACAGUGGGCUUAUACAUCUUUGUAGAGGUUUCUGGGGGGGGGAGGUGUAAAUGGAGGGGCUUAUAAUAGGAAUAGAGUAAGUCGUGAUGGCCAUGUUGAAGGAGUAAAACAAUAGAACCAUUUUCCUUUGGGAAAUAAUUUCAAUUUCAUACAAAUAUUUUUGUAUUGUUUACUUCUCUAUCAUGGCCGCCACACACAGACUCUAUAGAAAAAGCCCUUCAGCCUGGUUGUGGGGUGGGGGGCGGGGGGGUGCUUACAAUCUGAUAUUUUUUCUGGUUUACAGCUAGAUGGGCCUAUAAUUGGUGGAGCUUAUAAGUGGCAGCAGAGCUUAUAAACAGCAGUGAUGGAUCCACAUUUUCUCCCUUUGGGGGAAGUAGUUGAUUGAAGGGGGAUGGGUAAACAAUAUCACCCAGUGUAUCACUCAUAGUCAACAUUUUAUUUACCUUAUAGCUGAUUGUUUUCUGUUAAUCCAAUAGGCCUCUUUAGUUUGUAUGUUUUGUUUUCCCAGUAGAGGACUCAGGGGAAUUUGCUCCUUUUUCUUUUCAUAAAUUAUGCGUUGGUAUGCACAUGAAUAAGAUGAAGUUUGAAAGAAAUAAUUCUCUAGAGUAUCAUCACAUGACCUGUAUUGGGAGAACAGAAUAUACAAGCUAAAGAGGUCUAUUUGAAAUGAAAAUCGCUCGCGUGAUACCUAUUUUUAAAUCUGAUGAUCAGUCGCUUUUCACCAACUACCGACCUAUCUCGGUGCUUCCCAGUUUUUCAAAAUUCUUUGAAAGAGUUAUCUACAAUCGUUUAAUGCAAUAUCUGAUGAACUUCAACAUCCUCUGUAGUAACCAAUACGGCUUCAGGAAAAAUCAUUCCGCUGCACUCGCGCUAAUCGACUUGCAUGAUAAGAUCUCUACUGCCUUUGACCGAGGUGAAUUUUCCGUAGGUAUUUUUCUUGACCUCUCAAAAGCCUUUGACACUGUAAAUCAUAUCAUCCUUUUUGAUAAACUCGAACAUUAUGGUAUUCGUGGCUUAGCGCUGGACUGGAUAAGAAGUUACUUUUCAAACAGAAAGCAAUAUGUUGAAUAUAAUGGCCACCGUUCGUUAAGAAAUGAAAUCUCUUGUGGGGUCCCUCAGGGUUCUAUCCUCGGACCUCUAUUUUUCUUACUGUACAUUAACGACAUCAACAAUGCUUCUAAUCUAUUAAAUCUGAUAUUGUUCGCUGACGAUACCAAUGUAUUCAUGUCACAUAAAGAUCUGAACUAUCUACGAGAUAUGUUAAACUUGGAGAUGGACAAACUGUCAAUCUGGUUUAAAGCAAACAAGCUUUCUCUAAAUCUUAAAAAGACUAAAUUUAUGGUCUUCAAACCAAGACAAAAGCGUUCAAUUUGUAAUAUUCAAAUAAGUAUAGAUAAUCAAAAUAUUGUUAAAGUAAAGGAGACAAAUUUUCUAGGCGUAAUUUUGGAUGAAAACCUAAAUUGGAAGUCAGAAAUAUCUCACGUUGCAAGUAAAGUUGCGAAGUCAAUCGGUAUAAUAUCUAGAUGCAGCUUCUUUCUUCCUAAAUCGUCUUUACGUAUGCUCUACUAUUCCUCAAUUUAUCCUUAUUUUUACUACUGCAAUAUCGUUUGGGCUUCGACCUAUAAAACUAAUCUCCGCCGCCUUGUUAUCCUGCAAAAGCGCAUUAUUAGAAUUAUUAAUAAAUCACAUUUUAAUGCUCAUACUGACCCCAUCUUUAAGGACCUCGGUAUACUAAAAUUUAAUGAUAUCCAUUUGCUUCAACUGGGCCAAUUUAUGUAUUCUUGCAAAAAUUCAUUCUUACCUCCAAAGUUUAAUAACAAUUUCUCUCAAAGCAAUCAAUUCCACUCUUACAAUACAAGAAAUUCCCAGGCCUACCGUCUACCGUAUUGUCGCACAAACACGAAGAAGUUCUCGCCCUUUUUCCAAGGGCCUAAGUUUUUAAUUCACUUGACAACAAGAUCAUCAACUCUCAAUCCCUCUCCUCUUUUAAGAAAAAAACUGAAGAUUAAAUUAUUGAGUAAGUAUGAAAACAGUUUAUAAAUCUUUCCAUCUUCGACUUUUCGCCUUCUUCUCUUCAAUUGAUGUCAAACAGCUCUAGCUCAUAGUUCGAGGAGGCCUAAACUCUCAUAAGCUCCUAUAGUUUCUGUUAGGUCUCCGCGCCACUUCUUUUUUUUUUUUUCUUCUUCUUCUUUUCCUAUAUUUUUUGUAAUUAGUGUGGCAAAUAAAAAAAAAAUAAAUAAAAUAAUUUGCAUGUAAAAGCAAUAAAGAAACUGAUGCCAAACAACUGAAUUUUUUCUAUACUGACAUGAAAGAAAUAUGUGAUAUGCAUUUUAAAUUUUGAUAGAUGAUCCUUACUCUGAUGAAAAAAUAAAAGGAGAUCCUCACAAAACUAUCUUCAUAGCAAGACUUGUAAGUGAUGUUAACUGAUGUACUUUGCUCCUAAUUGUUGAUUCACUCUGAAAGUGAAAGGGUUUUAUUUAUACUUGAUACAAUACACUUGACUAGGAUUCAUUUAUUCCUUCAUUUAUUUAUUUAUUCAUUCAUUUGUUCAUAUAUUUUUGCCAUACACCACAUUAGAAAGAUACAGUUACUAUGGCAUAUACAUUUAGUCCCAAGUUGGAAUAUGUAAAAACUAAUUGCUAUUAGUAAAAGUAGCUAAUGUUAGAUUUUUUCCAUGGCUAAGGCAAAGAAGCCUAUAUUGAAGCUGGGAACUUAUGAACUAUAGGCUUCCUAAGAAUGUAGAAUAUGCUGUAUAAAUUUUUGAGGACUGAAUAUGUAAAAAGUUUGUUGGCUAUACAAGAAAUGACACAAAAUAGCGUGGACAAGAAGAAAAUGACUGUCUAGCUGAUAUAAGAGUUAUAUAAAGAAUUCUAGCUUGUUUUCCUGUGGUAUGUGUUUGUCUCGUCUUUAUUUGUAAUUUUUUGCUUAUGUGAUUUUAUAUGAAAUUUUCCAAGGACUAUAACAUCACCGAAGACGCGAUAUCUGAACAUUUAGGGAGGUAUGCAGAAUAAUUUUUUUGUGCUUAGCUAGUCUCUAGUUAUAGUAGAUGACUGAGCUUAAGUUUGGAGCAUGCUGAUUGUAACGAAAAUGAAAGCACUCUUAAAUGCAAGAACAUGGACAUAGAAUAUCAGUAAGAGAAAAACAGAAUAACAGUGGUCCCAACUACUUCUAACUUGGAGUUUGUUUCAUUUACUUUACAUCCUUCCCUGAAGUCCUUUUUUUAUACUUCCUUGUGCUGAAGUCAAAUUCCGUAUUCACAGCAAAGAUUACUUCGAUCAGUACUGACCAAGUCUGAAAAAUAGAACUGAUAUUUUACUUUUUUACAUGUAAAGCAGGUAUGGAGCAAUUAAAAGCCUUCGACUUGUCAAGGACACAGAAUCUGGGAAGUCCAAAGGAUAUGCUUUUCUUGAGGUAUGACGUGUAAUGUCUGUAGUUCAUUCAAAACAUUUCUCCGUGUUUGAUUGGCUCAAAUUCCCUGGCCACUUCCUGAUAGCCCGCUAGGGUUUGGAAGAAGUUUGCGAUAUCCGAUCAAAUGACGUCAAUAAUGCAGGCUAUCAGUAGAAAAUGCAUGGCAACGGAGAUGUUCCGGGGGUGAGGUUGUGUUAACUCAAUUUUUUUGGUGGAGCUGGAGAAAAUGGGGAAAAAUUUCUCACGUUUUGCGACGAAAAAAUAGCCGAUCUUCUGCCUAAAAACACUGCAACCCGACGGAUAACAACUGCUAGACUGAACUUCCCUUUAUAUCCUGAAUUUGCCGAAGAAAACACAGUUGAAGACGGGAACCUAACAUCGAUCAAGGCAGGUUUUUAAAGAAAGGACUAUUUUGAAUGAAUCAUAAAACAAUAAUUAUUAUUGGAUUUGGCUUUCGUGAGAUAUGAAACAUUAUACAGAUCGGGGGGGAGGGGGGGGAUGUUUUCUGCCUCCUUCUUGAUCUGCGUAAGUUUAUUCUUCGGGCCCUGGAAGUUUAACAGUUGAAUAAAGCUAUCCUUUGGAUAAAUCACUAUCCACGGGAUAGUGCAAUUGGGUUCCCUAAUAGUUAUCUGCUGGAUAAUGAUUUAUCCAUUGGAAAGCGCUGUCCAACGUUUGAAAAACUCGGGAGAGAUGAUAAUCAGCCUCGUUCAAUAAUUGCUGAUUAUUCAGAUCAGUCAAAAAUUAUCCAGUGAUAUAAGUAAAGAAUUCUUGUUUUAUGCAGGAAAAACGGGUAAUUUUGCUUAACUCCUAAUCCUUUAGUUCUCAGAAGAGAGUCAUGCUGAGAAGGCUCUAAGAGAAACCAAAGACGAACGAUUGAUAGUUGAUGGAAGAAAGGUAUUUCAGAAGAACAAAGUAUGCCAGUUUUUGUUUUUGUUACCUGUCUCAGUUAAGUUACAUUUUGUUUCUUAUGUGAAGUUAGAUUCAACAUAGUGGUUGUCACAGCAGCGAUAUUCACUCUUCCUUCUUUCAAGGUUCUUGUUGAUCGAAUGCGAGGUGGUGUAAUACCUUCCUGGCUGCCGCGCAGACUAGGUGGUGGCCUGGGACAGAGGCAGAAAGGAACACAAAGAUUUACAGGGAAGGUAUAUACCUGUCACCUUGCUGUUUUUUCUGCUCACAUCUCUUUUCGCCGAACGUCUCGAAAAGGCUACAUGUCCUACAUGGAAGAUGAAAUGAGUGAAAUAAAAAGUCCAAAAUGAAAUAGAGAUGAUUUGUCCACAAACUGUAAAGUUCUUUCGCUUAGCCCACACACUAAGAUUACGGUGACCUUUUUUUCAUGAGUGCAAGAAGAUGUUGUUGUUGUUGUUGUUUUUUAAAAAUUCGAAAUAAAUUUAUUUCAACUUUUCGGAGGGAAGUAGGGUAAAAUGCGUAAGGCUAAAUUGAGAUCCGUUAUUACGCUGAUAACCGAAAUAUAUUUGUUUCUCAUCAGCUUCCAUACUUUGGGGACGAAUCCCGCAUAGAUCAGGAAUACAUUGACCGAAAACGACUUAUGUGGCUGGAACACAACAGG